AUGCCUAUCGAUCACACCAUCAUAAACAGUACAUUAAGAAAAAAAUUGAAAAAAAAUAUGUAUGAUCGAACGCAUAUGCUGGAAACGAUUUACGAAGUUGAUGAGAACAUUAUUUCUAGUGAUGAUUCUUCGAAAUUUACGACUCCACGAUCUCGAUUGUCGUAUUAUAUUUGUUUGUGUAUGAUCGCUGGAUUCUUUUUUGUGGUUAGUAUUAUUAUUGCGAUUUCUUUGAAUCCUUCGCAUUUACCGAAUAAUUCAAGAAAUCUUCCGUUGAGUUCAAAGGACAAAUUAAAAUUAUCCAAUGAAAUCAUCAAUCAUCUAGACAGUUUUUCACAGCAGAUUAAUGAACAGUUAGACUUUCAUUCCAAUAGAUUAACGUUUUUCACUUCAACUAUAUCGAAUUCCUCAUUGGAUGUUCAAAAUCAAAAUACUAUACUUUUGAUUUAUGGUCAUCUUCCAUAUCCUCAAUCGUGCAUUGAUCAUAUUUCAUGCAAAAAUAAAUUGCAGUCAAAAUUCAAAACAAGUUUCACGAAAUUAUCUAAUUUCUUAACUAAAAUAGAAUUGUCUUCUCAUCAUGAGAAACAAAUUCAUCUUGAUUGGUGUAAUCUAAUCGAUAACUCGACAAUAAUGCUAUUAGUAUCAUUAGCCUCAUUUAAAAGUAAAAAUCAAAAUACGACAUCAGAUUAUAAUGUUUGUGAAAACAUUGAGCAACCUAUUCUCAAUUCAAAUACGAUGGAUGAUCUAAUACCAUUGCCUCUAUCCGUUAUCGUGGAUAAUCAAAAACUAAAACAUCACAAUGAAGUUCAUAAGAAUAGUCUUUCAAAUGAAGACGAAACACUUAUAAAUUAUAGUGCGUCAAUGAAAUGUUCAAAAUAUACUGAUAACAAUAACAAAAAUCAACAUGAACGACCCAAGCAUUCUCACCAUGAUACCAGUACAAAAUAUAUAACCAUAUGA
This is a messenger RNA of Rotaria socialis, 957 nucleotides long. Lineage: Eukaryota; Metazoa; Rotifera; Eurotatoria; Philodinida; Philodinidae. The record is from the annotation of a GenBank genome assembly.